GUUGAAAGGAAAUAUCAAUCCUUUCUUAAUAUGGUUCGAAGCAUGCUUAAAAACAAAAAUGUUCCAAGAGAAUUUUGGGCCGAAGCCGUGGAUUGUGCGGUUUAUUUGUCAAACCGAACUCCUUCUAGAAUUGUUUGGAACAAAACCCCCGAAGAAGCAUGGAGUGGAACAAAGCCCGGAAUUGCCCACUUGAAAGUUUUUGGGAGUAUUGCUUAUGCUCAUGUUCCGAAUAAAAAAAGAAACAAAUUGGAUGACAAAAGUGAGAAGUUUAUCUUUAUUAGAUAUGAUGCAAGAGCAAAGGGGUACAAGUUAUACAAUCCAAGGUAAUGGAAAAUUGUGGUUAGCCGCAAUGUUGAGUGUGAAGAAGAGGAUUGGACUCAAAAGGAAGAAGAUUACAAUUUCUUGCCUUACUACAAUGAAGAAGAGGACCAAGAGCUGACCCAUGAAGAGGCCACGAGUCCAACUCGACCAUCACCCGAGCAAGAAGGAUUCACAAGUGAAGAAACUCAAAUGAAAGGCCGCCUCGCUUAAGGAGCAUACAAGAGCUAUAUGAGGUAACUGAAAAUAUUAAUGAUCUAACAUUGUUUUGUCUUCUUGCCGAUUGUGAACCAAUAGGUUUCGAAGAAGCGACUAACAACAAGAAUUGGAGGGAAGCCAUGGAUGAAGAAAUGAAGACCAUCAUGAAACAUGACACGUGGGAAUUGGCCACCCAAAGGGCACAAAGCAAUUGGUGCAAAAUGGGUGUUUAAAGAAAAGAAGAAUGCCAUGGGGAAAGUUGAAAGGUACAAAGCAAAAUUGGUUGUGAAAGGGUACAACCAAAGAGCUGGCAUCGACUAUGAAGAGCACAUUCUCUCGAGGUUCAAACGGAGGAGACCGGAGAGUCUUUGUCCAAAUGGCUGAACAGGAUCUUUGCUGCAUAUGCAUAUUAAAUGCGAUGCAAACUUAUUCUGCAACGAAUAAUUUCAUACGUGAUCUUGGUACGUGGUUGGUGCGAAGUGGUUUUCCGUUUGCUUUCUACAUGGACUAGCAGCUGAUCCGUUUGACUUUUAGUCUGUAGGACCUAAUAAGUCCAACAAAGCAGGAGAAGGCGUUGUCCUAUCAGUCUUUCACACUUAAUUAGUACUAUAGCAAGUAAUUAAAUCCAAUGAGAAAUUAUAAGAGUGAG
Cuscuta europaea is the source of this 1165-nucleotide messenger RNA. The record is from the annotation of a GenBank genome assembly. Lineage: Eukaryota; Viridiplantae; Streptophyta; Magnoliopsida; Solanales; Convolvulaceae.